AUGGCAGCAUCCGCUGCUGCAACGAGAUCACCGGAGCGGACAAUGCAGCGUGUCGUGGCGACAACGCCGUUAGGAGAUGCGACAAAUAGGGGGAUGACAUCUUCAUCCUCACAUUACCUCGGCUCACCCAGUAUGAAGGCUGUCCAACUCGACGAUGUGGAGCUUUCACCUCGACUAAGAGCCAGCCCACAGAAGGAGAAGAUGCGAUGGAAGCACGCGAUGGAGCCGGCAGAAGAAGCGACGCUGGACUGUCUGAGUGAUUGCUCCACCAUCAGCGCGCCAUCAUCGUCAUCACACUCGCUGGUAGGCGAGGAGCUGGCGGAGAACGAAGAUAACGGAGAGGAGGACGACGAUGCCGCUCUCUUCUCCGAUCCAUCCAACGAGAGUCUAAGAGCCAGGUCGGAUGGAGGGCCGGGCCGAAAGAGGGAGAGGAACGGGGCGAAAAAGGUGAUCCCGGUGUUUUUUGGAACCCCAUCCAAGGAUGAGCACGAGAGACGUGCCAAAUACAACAAUCUCAACAGGAGGCUUUUGAGGACGGACAGCUUAGACCUGGCAAGAAGAAGGAGCGUGGGGCCGUCUCAGAAUGUACCAGAGGUGGGUCCGGUGCCGUCGUCAGAAAGUGUCGGACCGGCCUGCGAAUCGUCGGCAGUGUCGGAGGAAAGCAUUGAGGGCCACCUCGCUGGACCAAGCAAUCAUCAACGUCAAGACGAAGAGCCUCUCGAGGAUCUCGAUGGAGACGUAGAUGUCGUGAUCUUCAGGGAGGAGAAGGAAGUGGAAACGUCGAAUGAAGGUGCGGUGGGAUCGAUAAUCUCAGAGGUCAAUUCUGCGCAGGAAACCGGUUCGUCCAUCGUGCGACACUCGCCCGAGAAGCAUAAUCCCCUCGAGACCAUCCUGCAGAACGGUCAUUUGACGUCUGCGACCUCGCUCUCGACAUCGCCGCGCAAAUCGCCCAGAAGAUCUCCGCACAAGUCCCCACACAGAUCUUCGCACAGAUCGUCACCGGCGAAAUCUCCAUCUAAGCGGUCACCGAGGAAAGAGGGGAGACCGGAGGAAGGCGCUCCUUCAACGCCGACUGUGCGCGAUAUGUUGAAAAGCUGGGCAGCGACAAUCGUUCAAUCCCCGACCAGAAGCUCGACAAAGACGAGCCCGAAGAAAGAGGAACACACCGAGCUUCAAUCUAACACAGUACAUUUGCUAGAGUUGGCGCGGCAGGUUCCCCUUCCCGAAUCGCCGGAAAAGCCUAGCAAUGGCGUCGUUGAGGGCCAAGUGAUGGAGGAGCUACCAAUGGCAAAGGGCGUUGGGAUGGCGAACUUCAAGGCACCGCUAGGAGUAGCAUCGGUCAGGAGAACAGCGUCUCGCUCUUCGGCAGGGCCGUCCGCAAGGCUGGCAUCGGCCAUGAGCAGCAGAAGUGUUCCAGUCGCAGGAGAUGCCCCCAAACCUGCGACAGCGAAAGAAAUAACAAAGCCAAGCAAUACAGUCAAUGCUAGGCUCGCUUCGAAGCUGCCGGUACCUGCGUCGCAAGCAGUCAAGCGAUCAGGUAUCCCAGUCGGUCGCCCACCUUCCUCCUUGUCCACCAGCGGAUCGUCCUCGGGUUCAUCUAUGUCAAGCAUCAAGACCAGUCACCCCGCUCCUGCCAGCGCACCCGGCUUUUCAUCUUCGUCUCGAGGUGGUUCUUCCGCGGAUGCCGAAGUGGGCUCUAGCAAAGGGACAAUGCAAGCACCGGCCAAAUCAAAAACGCCAUUGCAACGGCCAAAGUCAACACUUGCAUUUAGAGAGCGUGUUGCAAUGGUACGAGGAGGCGCAAGCAAUCCUCAGGACCGCGACAUCAAGCACAACGGGCCGUUCCCUCCCUCUCAUAAGCCAGCGCUCCAUACACAAGCUCGCGAACGACCGCAUGAGACACCUUUGAAGGAGCAGCAACGUUCGGUCCUUUCCGCCUCAGCUUCUCAGGUCGAACAGCUGCUGGGAGGAGGCAUGCCUGUCAACUCGUCGUCUCCGAAACCUCUUUCAAGACCAACGGCGGCACGCGAUCCCAGAAUUGCCCAUACGAAGCCUGCUACUAGAGUGUGGGACAGUCCGGCAAAGAAGGUCGAUGCUCGCUCGCCCCAACGCAGAACUCCCAAGGCCACAUCUCCUGUUCGAUCCAUGCGUCCACCUCCGCCGCAUAACGCCCCUGCAGCUACGCCGACAACGACCACCGCUCCUUCCCUUCCAUUCAGCUCAGGCAGCGGUCGAGCAAGGCGCGUGCUCGUCAAUUCGUCGGAGCCAGCUUCCUCGCCUCCUAGAGCCGCUGCUCGAAUCACAUUCGAUAGUCAUGAAGGAACACGAGCCCUCCCACGUAUAGGUCAGACAUCGAGGACGACAAAUGGGUCAGAAUUUGCCGCAAUUGGCUCCGGAAAGGGCGAUGACGAUGCGAUCGCGCCGAUGGAGAACGAAAUGCAAGUAGAGAGGGCAUUCCUUCGUACGGAUGAGCGGCAAUUGGGUCACGCGAUGGCGGAGGAGCCUGUGAUGAGGAUCGAGAAGGAUGAUGGAGGUGCGGCUCAUGAGGCGCAGCCAGAGGCUGCACCGUCGGAACUGGCCUCUGUCGUGCCCAUGCCAGCUCCACAUCAGAGCAGGCCUCACCGACAAGCCCGUAUUGUUCCUCAGAGGAAUUCUUCGAAGACAACCAUCUUCGCCGUUCCUACGCCUUCGUUGGCCUCUACCCGACCUUUAUCGCAAGCUGAGUGGAGCCAAAAGACAAAGGCGAACACACGACGGAAUGAGGUAUCUGUCAUUGCGAUCGACAAGAUCACGAUUCGAAGGCCUGGCGAGCGGCCUCCGAGUCCUUCGAGCAAGUUUCUCAAGGCCCAGAGCCCGGGAGAGGAGCUGGUCAACAGCAAACGAUUUGCGGGCAGUGAUGACGAGGACUUGAGCGACGAUGAUUCGACUGAGGAGAUUGAGAAUCACCUUUCCAGCGUCAGUCGUCACCGCCGGCGAGCGGGUGAAGAGGAUCGAUACGAGACGCCUCCUCGCAUUCGCUUCGCGCCAUCCGGGUGCAAGGCUGUGCGAUGGCAGAAGCAGCUCUUUCAAGGGCCUUGCUCUUCCUCCUCUUCGUCUUCGAUCGGCUCAGUAAAGAGCUGCUUGGCCCCAAAGACGUACAAUCUGGACAGAUUUGGAAACGUGGUUGGGGCAGACCAACCUCUCCCCUCUCGAAUCAUUGCAAAGCAGAAGGUCACUGUGCAUCGGAUCGUCUACGACGGCGAAGACGAGGAAUAG
Messenger RNA from Acaromyces ingoldii, 3255 nucleotides. RefSeq lists its product as hypothetical. The coding region runs from base 1 to 3255 and encodes 1084 amino acids. The record is from RefSeq and is a predicted model, not a curated record. The transcript has a single exon. Lineage: Eukaryota; Fungi; Basidiomycota; Exobasidiomycetes; Exobasidiales; Cryptobasidiaceae.